Molecule: messenger RNA, 1151 nt
Organism: Plutella xylostella (diamondback moth)
Lineage: Eukaryota; Metazoa; Arthropoda; Insecta; Lepidoptera; Plutellidae
Gene: Rpn8
Product: regulatory particle non-ATPase 8
Biological process (GO): proteasome-mediated ubiquitin-dependent protein catabolic process
Cellular component (GO): proteasome complex; proteasome regulatory particle
Molecular function (GO): protein binding; metallopeptidase activity
Source: RefSeq, a predicted model, not a curated record
AAUUUGUGGAAGUUGGAAAGAAUUUGCGAAUUCAUUGUUUCUUUCCGAAUUCGGUUAUUCAGUUAAUUUCAAGAUUUAAAAGAGACUAUACAAAAUGCCGGUUCAAGAAGUAGUAACUACGAAAGUGGUAGUCCAUCCUUUAGUGCUACUUAGCGUCGUGGAUCAUUUUAACCGAAUGGGCAAAAUUGGUAACCAAAAGCGAGUCGUCGGCGUCCUACUGGGCUGCUGGAGAGCUAAGGGGGUUCUAGAUGUAUCAAAUAGUUUUGCAGUACCAUUUGAUGAAGAUGACAAAGACAAGUCCGUCUGGUUCCUGGACCACGACUACCUGGAGAACAUGUAUGGGAUGUUCAAGAAGGUAAAUGCGAGGGAGAAGGUUGUUGGCUGGUACCACACCGGACCCAAGCUGCACCAGAAUGAUGUAGCCAUCAAUGAACUGAUCCGCCGCUACUGCCCCAACUCUGUACUGGUCAUCAUUGACGCCAAGCCUAAAGACCUAGGACUACCUACGGAGGCUUACCGGGCUGUUGAGGAAGUCCAUGAUGAUGGCACCCCCACAACCAGGACAUUUGAGCAUGUGCCCAGCGAAAUAGGAGCCGAGGAAGCUGAGGAGGUUGGUGUCGAGCAUUUACUCAGAGACAUUAAAGAUACAACUGUUGGCAGUUUAUCUCAACAGAUCACAAACCAGCUGCUGGGUCUGCGCGGGCUCACCUCCCAGCUGAACGAGAUUAGAGACUACCUCAUGCAAGUAGGACAAGGCACAUUGCCUAUCAACCAUCAAAUCAUAUAUCAACUGCAGGACAUCUUCAAUCUCUUACCUGAUAUUGCCAAUGACAACUUCAUUGAUAAUCUCUACAUCAAGACCAAUGAUCAGUCUCUUGUAGUAUACCUAGCAGCACUGGUAAGAUCCAUCAUUGCCCUUCACAAUCUCAUCAACAACAAAAUAACAAACAAAGAUGCUGAAGAAGGCAAGAAGGAUGAAGCUAAAGAUAAGAAAGAGAAAGAAGAUAAGAGCAAGGACAAGGAUGACAAAGCAAAAGGAGACAAAAAAGAAAAAGAUGAAAAGAAGAAGUAAUUUAGAAUCAUCAUCCUCAUUAGAUUAACUUGUUUGUAAUACUGAAUUAUUUUUAAAUAAACCAUAUUUACUAAUUCAA